UUGCGUGCACGGGGCCGGGGGGUUUCUUCUUGUUGUUCUGAUGCCGCUCGUGUCGGGUGCUCUUGAAAUCUAGGGGUUCUUGUCCGAAAUGGCCAAGGUGGGCGCGUCUGGUUUCCCUCCCGGGGAAGACGGCUCGCCCCAGUACUCGUUCGCAUUGGAGUACGAGGGUCCCCCCGUGAGCCGGGACCUUCCCCGGGCCCUCCCGAUCAACCUCAAGCACAUCCCCGUCGCCGCCGUGGUCGCGCAGGUCUCCGUCGCCGAGAAGCUCGCGCUCCCCGUGGUGCAGCCCAUCGGAGCCGCCGACCCUUUGGCCAAGAAGGUCUCCAGGGAGCUGGGCGCCGCGGAUUCCACGGUCUCACCCACUUCGGUCAUCCAGAACAGCCGCGAGAGCGCCUCGAAGGAGCUCGACUCGGCCUCGGAGAUCGCCGCGUCGCCGGCGGCUUCCGGGGUCGCGGCGCCGGUGCCCAGGGGGGGCGGGGGCAAGUCGUCGUCGUCGGGCAAUUUGAGCAGCUCGGGUGCGCUGGAGUUCUCUAACGCCAACUGUCUGUCUGGGGAACUGUCUGAUGUCGUGAGUAGUUCGCGCGGAUUGGAGUCGUCUUCGAUAAGCCACGAGCAUUCGCGCGAGUUGUUUAAUGGAGCGCAGAGUUGUAGCACCAUAGAGUUUUGUGAUAGUUUCGACAAAUCGGCGGGGAGCUCUCGGGCAUUUAGAGUUUCCAAUGUUGGGAAGGAGAGCAUAGAUUUGGAUGAUUCUAACAGUAGGCUGGAUUGGGCUUCCAGUGGAUCUGUUUUGAGCUUAGAGUGCCCAUCUUCUCGGAAGACUGGGGACUGUACCGAGUCUAAUCAUGAUGUUAGAAGAAACCCCGUUGUGACUUUUCACGACAUUGAAUCGGAUGGUGGUCUCGAAGAGGAGUUUAGCAGGGAAGAACAGGAAGUCGUUCGGGUCAAGAGACAACCUCAAAGUAAAGGAAAGAAAGGAUCUUGCUAUCGAUGCUUCAAAGGGAACCGGUUUACAGAAAAGGAGGUUUGCCUUGUUUGUGAUGCAAAGUAUUGCAGUCAUUGUGUGCUUAGAGCAAUGGGGUCAAUGCCGGAAGGGAGGAAAUGUGUUUCUUGCAUUGGCUUUCCUAUUGACGAGUCUAAGCGAACGAAUUUGGGCAAGUGCUCUCGAAUGCUUAAACGGUUGCUUAACGAUUUAGAGGUCAAGCAAAUCAUGAAGGCUGAGAAGUUGUGUGAAGCGAAUCAGUUACCUUCCGAGUACGUGUGCGUAAAUGGGAAUCCUCUUUGCCCGGAGGAGCUGCUAAUGCUACAGACUUGUCCGAGCCCCCCGAAGAAGUUAAAACCUGGGAAUUAUUGGUAUGAUAAAGUAUCCGGAUUAUGGGGAAAGGAGGGAGAGAAGCCUUCCCAGAUAAUCAGUCCCCAUCUCCAUGUUGGGGGUCCAAUUAUGGAGAAUGCUAGCAACGGAAAUACCCAAGUGUUCAUGAACGGUAGACAGAUAACAAAAGUGGAACUUAGAAUGUUGCAGUUGGCGGGAGUUCAGUGUGCUGGUAACCCUCACUUUUGGGUGAACGAGGAUGGAUCAUACCAGGAAGAGGGACAAAAGAACACGAAAGGUUAUAUCUGGGGCAAGGCUGGGACAAAGCUAUUAUGUGCUUUCUUGUCACUUCCAGUGCCUUCUAAAUCUUCUGGCUCUCAUGUGGAACAAUCGAACAGCCUGCUUAGCAGAAGUGUUCCUGACUAUGUUGGGCAGAGAAUGCUUCAGAAGAUUCUUUUAGUUGGAUAUAGUGGAUCUGGAACAAGUACAAUAUUUAAGCAGGUCAAACUUCUCUAUGAUGCUGUCCCUUUCUCAGCCGAAGAGCGUGAAAAUUUGAAGCUCACUAUUCAGGGAAAUGUGUAUACCUAUCUUGGGAUACUUCUUGAAGGCCGUGAGCGUUUUGAAGACGAAAGUUUGUCUCACAUGAGGAAAAACCGUUCUUCUGGUGGCAACGACCAUAUAGAAAAUCAAGAGAAAAAGUCAAUAUAUUCCAUUGGACCACGCCUGAAAGCCUUUUCAGACUGGCUGCUAAAAACCAUGGUGUCGGGCAAUCUGGAAGCCAUUUUUCCAGCUGCCACACGUGAAUAUGCCCCACUUGUGGAGGAGUUAUGGAAGGAUCCCGCCAUUCAGGCUACUUACAGCCGAAAAAAUGAGCUGGAGAUGCUACCUACUAUUGCCAACUACUUUUUAGAGCGGGCUGUUGACAUUCUGAGGUUGGAUUAUGAUCCCUCGGAUUUAGAUAUUCUGUAUUCUGAAGGUGUGAUUUCAUCAAAUGGACUUGCUUGUGUGGACUUCUCAUUUCCCCAGUCUGCACCUGAUGAUUAUACCGAUUCGAUGGAUCAGCACGACUCUCUGCUUAGGUACCAACUAAUCAGAGUGAACGCGAGAGGCCUUGGAGAAAACUGCAAGUGGCUAGACAUGUUUGAAGACGUUGGUCUCGUCACCUUCUGUGUCUCCUUAAGCGACUACGAUAAGUAUACUCCUGAUGCAAAUGGGUCCUUGACGAACAACAUGAUACUGAGCCGGAGAUUCUUCGAGAGCAUUGUCGCUCACCCGACUUUUGACCAGAUGGAUUUCCUUCUAAUGCUAACAAAGUUUGAUCUCUUCGAGGAGGAGGUAGAACAGGUCCCACUAACGGAGUGCGAGUGGUUCGAUGACUUCCACCCUCUCGUCAGCAGCCAUCGCAGUAACAGCAGGAGCAAUAGCAUUAAUUACAGCCCGACGCUCGGUCAGCUGGGCUUCCACUAUGUUGCGGUGAAGUUCAAACGGCUUUAUGCUUCACUCACGGGUCGGAACUUAUACGUUGCUUUGGUGAAGGGGUUGGAGCCUGAUAGCGUCGACGCGGCUCUCAAGUAUGCGAGGGAGAUUUUGAAGUGGGAUGAGGAGAGAGUGAACUUCAGCUUGAGUGAAUACUCGAUGUACAGCACGGAGGGGAGCUCCUAGUGCAGAUUUUCAUACCGGGGGAAAGCUUGUAAAUUGAACCUCCGAGCGGGCAUUACUGUAGGUAAUGUACAUAUAACGUGCUGUAUAUUUAAGAUGGGAGAUUUUUUCUUCGACCUAUUGUGAUUGACGGAUGGAGGCCAUUUCGACGAGAGUUUGGAAUGCACCACAAAGUUAGGCUUUUUAGUUAUAUUUGCAAGGAAGGUAUGGUGAUGUUUGAGUUGUG
Syzygium oleosum is the source of this 3194-nucleotide messenger RNA. Its product is annotated as extra-large guanine nucleotide-binding protein 1. The record is from RefSeq and is a predicted model, not a curated record. Lineage: Eukaryota; Viridiplantae; Streptophyta; Magnoliopsida; Myrtales; Myrtaceae. Bases 89 to 2971 code for a protein of 960 amino acids. Gene Ontology annotation, molecular function: G-protein beta/gamma-subunit complex binding; guanyl nucleotide binding; GTPase activity. Gene Ontology annotation, biological process: G protein-coupled receptor signaling pathway. The transcript has 8 exons.